UUCAGCCUUGACCAGGAGGAGUGUUGAUAGACAAAGGUGUUAGGAAUCCUUUCUCCUUUGUUCAGAAGUUAGUCUCUUUUUCUGCUCAGUCAUACUCUUCUCUCCCCUCACUUACCCCAGGGUAGGAGGGAAUGAGGUUUCCCUGUCACAGCUGGGGUGAGGCCAAGAUGUGAGCACUACAUAUGGCUAAUCAGAUAUGCUUUAAAUGAUAGUUAUUGCCAUUAUUAUUAUUUUGGAGAUGCUUAGGGAUGUAAAUAGAAAGGAGCACGGAGACAGACUGCCUGGGACGAAUCUGGGUUCCUCCUGCUACUAUGUGAUCUUGGGCAGCUUUCUUACUGUCUCUGUGCCUCAGUUUCCUCAUGUGCAAAACAGCAAUGCUAACAAGACCCACUUCAUAGAGUUCUUAGCAUUAAGCAAAUUAAUAUUCGCUAAGCACUUAGUGUAAGUACUAUGAAAGUGUUUGGUGGAUAAAAUAAAGGUGGAGGGCGCCUGGUCCAGCCUUACCUCCCUUGUGCCGAGCUGUGCAGGUGGUGUUACUAUAUGCCUCCCGGUCUUAGUGUGUUUUAGGUGUUAUUCAGCAGUCCGGCUCCCUCCACGGGAUGGGUGCGUGUGGUUGUAGCUGUAUUAGAAACUUCCACCGGGCAGCGGUGACUGUGGGUUGUACGUCUGUCGAUCGGAGGUGUUCUUGCACAUGCCUGGAUGUAGAGGUGACUCCACUCAGCGCGUUAAAACAGGUAUCACACGCCUGACAAUCCCAGGGUCUUGCAAGGAGGUCUGAUCCUGGCGUUUAGGUGGAGCUGUACGGAGUUGCGAAGGGCAGCGGGGGCCGCGGGCCUGGCGCGUGUGGCAGGAGGGGGUGUUGCCCGCUUGAGAACGCAGAGGGGAUCGUGGCUCCCACGCCUGUCGGGCUGCGGAGACCGAGCUCCUGGUCGCGUGUCUGUAGCAGGAGGGUCGGUCCACACCUCCUCCGGACAGCCUCCGCCGCUAGCUCGGUGCGCGUCGUGGGAGGUGCCGUUACACACUUCCUGUGGGUCUCCCGGACCACAGCGCGUUUCCGGUGCCGGCUGGAGGCCGGGGUCCGAGCCCCCGCCCCGCUCGCCGGCCCCGCCCCGCCCGCGCCCCGCCCCCCGCCCCCCGCCCCCCGCCUGCCCGCCGCACUCGGAGUCGGGCGAGCGGAGCCCGAGGCGCACGGAGUGGCGCGCGCCGGUCGGCGGAGCUAGGCUGGCGCCCCCGCCCCCAGCCCCUCAGUCCGUCGCCCGUCCGGCGCCUUCCCGUUCUACUUACCUUCGCUCCCCGGCCCUGUGGCCGCGCUCCCUCCCUCCCCUCCAUCCCGCCCCCUCCAGCCCUUGCUGCCGGGCUCCUACAGGCCCCCUCGCUGCCCGCGUUCCUAUGGACAGACGCACAGACACCUGCAGGAAAGACACUGCUGAUCCUGUAACAUGGAGGAUUGCCUUCAUACCUCAUCUGAGAAUCUAUCCAAAUUGGUCAGCUGGGCCCACAGCCAUGGGACCAUUUGCAGCCUCAUUCCAAACCUGAAACAUUUGCUUUCGGAAGGUUCCCAUGGGAACCUGACAGCAAUGUGGGGCUGUAGUGCGGGCCAUGCUUAUCACUGGCCACUGACAGCUACUUGCAGAGCUGGCUCCCAAGAAAGGGUCUGUUUCCAGGAUAACAGAAGUUUUAACUCUGAUAGUCCCAGUAUAAUUGGAGUGCCCUCUGAGACACAAACUAGCCCCGUUGAAAGGUACCCUGGGAGACCAGUGAAAGCAAAGCUAGACUGUAAUCGGACCAGAGACUCUUGUGACUUCUCUUAUUGCAGUGAGCCCUCUGAACUGGAUGAAGCUGUUGAAGAGUAUGAAGAUGAAAACACUCUGUUUGACAUGGUUUGUGAGUCUUCUGUUACAGAUGAGGAUAGUGACUUUGAACCCCAAACCCAAAGGCCUCAAAGCAUUGCUCGAAAAAGGCCUGGAAUAGUCCCAUCUUCUCUCCAUUCAAGCUCCCAGGCUCAGAUGAUUGAUGAAUGCAGCAGUGAUGUGAUCAUUAAGAAAAUCAAACAGGAGAUUCCUGAAGAUUAUUAUAUUGUGGCGAAUGCAGAGCUGACCGGAGGGGUAGAUGGACCAGCCCUCUCCUUGACGCAGAUGGCAAAACCUAAGCCUCAGACUCAUGCUGGUCCCUCCUGUAUAGGGUCUGCUAAGCUGAUUCCCCAUGUAACAUCUGCCAUCAGCACAGAGCUAGACCCACAUGGUGUGUCUGCAUCCCCCUCUGUGAUGUCUAGACCAAUCGUCCAGAAGACUGCUAGGGUAUCUUUGGCUUCACCAAACAGAGGACCCACUGGUGCCCAUGGCACCAACCAGCAGGUGGCCAUACAGAUGCCGGUGAGCACAUCCCAUCCUAACAAACAGAUCAGCAUCCCUUUGUCUGCCCUGCAGCUGCCUGGACAGGAUGAGCAAGUUGCUUCUGAAGAGUUCCUGUCCCAUCUGCCCAGCCAGGUCUCCUCCUGUGAGGUGGCCCUUUCUCCCUCAGUUAACACAGAGCCAGAAGUGAGCUCCAGUCAGCAGCAGCCCCCAGUUGCUCCGACCAUAACCACUGAGGCCACGGCACAGUGCAUACCAGACCAGGAUGAAAGAGCAGCUGAGCUCAGCAGGGAGCAGAAUGAGAAAACCAUCCGGAGCACGCAGACCGCGCUCCGCAAUUUCCCCUAUUCUACUAAGCUCAACAAAUUUCCUGUAUUUAAUAUUAACGAUGACUUGAAUGAUCUGUGUACCAGUGCAGUAAGCCCAAAUACGACCAAAGCAACACGGUAUGCCCUGAAUGUGUGGCGAUAUUGGUGUAUGACCAAUGGGCUCAAAGAUCACACAGACAUCACCAAGAUCCCUGCAGUGAAGUUGAACGAGCUGCUUGAGAACUUUUAUGUCACCGUUAAGAAGAGCGACGGCUCAGACUUCCUGGCCACGUCGCUCCAUGCCAUCCGCCGAGGCCUGGACCGCAUCCUGAAGAACGCGGGCGUGGGCUUCUCCAUCACCAGCAGCACCUUCAGCUCCUCCACCAAGAAGCUCAAGGAGAAGCUGUGGGUGCUGAGUAAGGCAGGGAUGUCAGGUGCCCGUUCUCGCAACAUUGUCUACUUCUCCCUCUCUGAUGAGGAGGAGAUGUGGCAGGCAGGGUGUCUGGGGGAUGACAGCCCCAUCACCCUUCUGUCCACCGUGGUCAAGUACAACAGCCAAUACCUGAAUAUGCGGACGCUGCAGGAGCAUGCUGAUCUGAUGUAUGGUGACAUUGAGCUGCUCAAAGACCCACAGAACCAGCCCUAUUUUGCCCGGACAGACAGUGUCAAGCGGGAGAGUCGGAGUGGUUCCACUCGAGUGUGCCACGGGAAGAUCUACCACGAGCAUUCCAGGGGACACAAACAGUGCCCUUACUGCCUCCUCUACAAGUACAUGUACAUCCAUCGACCACCCACCCAAAUGGAGGCCAAGUCCCCUUUCUACCUUACCGCCAGGAAGGAGGCCGCAGACAUGGGCAGCGUGUGGUACGAGGAACAGAGGAUGGGACUGAGGUCUCUUCGGGGAAUUGUCCCGAACUUAGCCAAGAAGGUCAAGCUGGAAAACUGUGAGAACUUCACCUUCGUCUCAUUUACUCAGGUCUCCAGGAGGCUUGGCUCCCACAGCUGCUGCCAGUGAGUCUCCCCUGGGUCCCGGCCACCACCCGACACACCCUGGCAGGCGGGCGCUCCCCCGCAGCCAAGGCCAGAGCUCUGAGGCGGCAGGGGUGACCGUGACUUCAUGGUCAGGCUGGUCCCUGUCAGUGGGACUUUGAGUGAUUUCUUUCUUUCUUUCAAAGAUUUCUUUGACUUUGGGUUUGUUUUUUUAACUGAAAGUAGAUGAAUAUUUAGGAUGUUUUAUCCAGAUGUGUGUCACCUUUGUUAAAUUAUAGAGUCUAAUGCACUGUAUAAGUUACUACAUACACAAGAGUGAGGAAGUUCAUUUUAUCUAGUGCCUUUUUAGCACAGAUUUUCUCAAAAAAAAUAAAAGGGAGGGGGGGGAAGAAAACUGUUUAAGUAGUCACUAAAAAAAAAUCCCAGUAGCCUAGUAGCUUUAGAAUGUUAUAAACACUUUGUGGAAUUACACUCACAGUGAGGAACUAGGAAGAGAGAGGCAGACAUGUUAACUAUUUCCAGGAGAAAAAUUGCACCUGGCACUCCUUACAUUUUGUUGUUGGAUAACUUGGUCCUGCAGAGCAAGCAGCCUUGCUUGAUGGAAGGUCGUGGAGCUACGCUCAGUCAUGCUGAUAGGAAGGUGGGGACUGCUCUCAGCCCUGGGAGGAACUUGACCUCUGCAUCAAUGGAGACAGUUUUAUGAGAAAAGAUUAAUGCACCAAACGGUGCUUGUGAGAACAAGGUUUCCAAUGAACUAGAUGGUUUGUACCAUGAGGGAAUUUCCAGUAGUGAGAGAAAGUGUCUUGGAAAAGCGGUCUGUGAUCAAAACGUGAAAAACCUCCUGAAGCAGAAGUGCCUACGUUUUCUUUCUCGGCGUCAUGUGAAAGCUAUUUUCGUUUGAACAUUUUUUAGAGGUUUUUUUUUUUUUCAUCUGUUCUUUGUGUCAUACAGUUGUUCUGUCAGCAUAUAGCACUGGACUGUAAAACAACUGAAAGUAGUUUUCAGGCGUAACCAGGAAAAUCCAACAAAACAAGCUGCAAAGAAAACAAAUCCCAAAAUGUGUUUAUUAAAGAGUUUUGAAAUAUUUUUGUCAAAGUAUGACUCUUUCAGCCACAAGAGAUCUCAUCAUUUUAGGUUGGCACCAAUGCUUGGGACACGAGGAUGUAGGCAACCUACCAGGUAAGCAAACCCAGCAACAAGGACAUAGUUGAAAAAUCAGACCAUGAUGAUAGGUUAUCAAUGCAGUUUGAAAUCAUUUCACUCAGGUGAGACUGAACCUGACCACUUGUUAUUCAAACAUUAACAGAAUGUUAUAAUAACUGCUCUGAAUAAGUGAAAAAGGAGCCCAAAGAGGACUAAUUAAUAAUAAUAAUAAUUUCUAGGGAAUCUUUAUUUUGUAUUU
Molecule: messenger RNA, 5051 nt
Organism: Balaenoptera musculus (blue whale)
Lineage: Eukaryota; Metazoa; Chordata; Mammalia; Artiodactyla; Balaenopteridae
Product: KIAA1958 ortholog
Exons: 5
Coding region: 1440-3674 (744 amino acids)
Source: RefSeq, a predicted model, not a curated record